CCGCCCGACCCCGCGGUUGCUGCUGCCAAGCAGUCUGCUGCGGGCGGGUUCGUGGUGCCCAACAACGCGGCGAGCGAGGCCAUCAUCCGGCAGCUGAGGGAGCACCACGGCAAGAUGACGUCCGAUCUGCAGCGGCGGGUGCAGUCCUCGGAGGCGCGGGCCACCAUGGCGGAGGAGCAGCUGGCGGCACUGCAGUCCUACAUGGCUAAGGCCAGUGUGAGCUACCAGAAGGAGAUCGUGCGGCUGAGGGCCGUGAUUGGGCAGAUGGAGGUGUCCAUGGGGGUGAAGCAGGGCAGCUACCUCAACCUGAACCCGCUGGAGGGCUCGUCAGCCGGGGGGUUCGGAGGUCCCGGGGGGGCUGCGGCGCUGCGGCCCGCAGCGGAGGUGCUGGAGGAGAUGAAGGAGCGAGGGGCG
Molecule: messenger RNA, 414 nt
Organism: Astrephomene gubernaculifera
Lineage: Eukaryota; Viridiplantae; Chlorophyta; Chlorophyceae; Chlamydomonadales; Astrephomenaceae
Source: the annotation of a GenBank genome assembly